Toxorhynchites rutilus septentrionalis is the source of this 3879-nucleotide messenger RNA. RefSeq lists its product as uncharacterized. Gene Ontology annotation, biological process: DNA integration. Gene Ontology annotation, molecular function: nucleic acid binding. NCBI's taxonomy places the organism in Eukaryota, Metazoa, Arthropoda, Insecta, Diptera, Culicidae. The transcript has 4 exons. The record is from RefSeq and is a predicted model, not a curated record. The coding region runs from base 1 to 3879 and encodes 1292 amino acids.
AUGACACAAGAUAUGAAAAAGUGGAGUGAAAGCGCGAUUGCGAGCAACGACGACGGGCAGAAUAGUGUUGACCCCACGGGUGUGAUAAACAAUCAACGGCAACAAAACCAGCCGAUUAUCCCCGUGUCGGCGGUCCACUAUCAGCAGCAGUUUAUUCCCGUCUCUGCCGCCCAGCAACAGCAGUACGCGCCUUUCCCGCCCCACCAACCGCAAGCACAGGUCGGUAGCGAUGUGUUCGUGCAAAUUUUGCAAAUGAUGCAGCAGCAGCACCGAGAGAUGAUGACCCAACUGAUUCAACAGCAGCAGCAAAGUGAUGAGAAGCAUGAACGCUUUCUCCGUACGAUCGCAUCGUCAAUCAACGUGCAGGUACCACCGAAUCCGGAACAGAUCCUUGACUCUUCGGCCGGCAACAUCAAGGAAUUCCGGUUCGAGGCCGACUCCAACGUGACGUUUGCGGCUUGGUACUCGAGAUACGACGAUCUCUUCGAGAAGGAUGCUGCUAGAUUGGACGGUGAAGCAAAAGGUCGUCUUCUUUUGCGAAAGCUGGGUGCAUCGGAGCACGAACGCUUCCUGGAAACAGUGGCCAAGCUCAAGAGCCUGUUCGGAGCAAAAGAAUCGGUGAUCAGCCGUCGCUACCGAUGCCUGCAGAUAGCGAAAAAUCCUGCAGAGGACCAUGUGGCAUUCGCUUGCCGCGAAAACAAGGCUUGCGUGGAGUUUGAGCUGGGUAAGCUCUCGGAGGAGCAAUUCAAGUGCUUGGUCUACGUGUGUGGUUUAAAAUCGGAGAACGACGUCGAGAUUCGCACCCGCCUCCUCACGAAAAUAGAAGAGAGAAAUGACGUGACGUUGGAGCAACUUUCGGAGGAGUGCCAGCGGCUGUACAACCUGAAGCACGACAGCGCCAUGAUCGAAUCUCCGUCCACGUACGACCAAGUACAAGCGAUAAGAAAAUUUGGUGGGAAGCGGUACGAAAAGCGUGACCGUGAGUCACCGAAACAUCCUUCCAGUGACACCGAAUCCAAACCAGUGCCAGUGCCAAACCACGAAAAACUGGAAGGAGGCGCAGGAAGCAACCAGUGUCCGCCAAGAUAUGUCUCCGUGGGCUUUUCUGGAACAAAAAUUCGCCUGCAACUCGAUACCGCCUCAGACAUCACCGUCAUUAGCAGGGAGAUUUGGCGGAGCAUUGGCAGUCCUGCGUUAUCGUCAGCAACGGUGAAGGCGAAGACGGCAUCUGGCAGCAUACUAUCGCUCGAUGGGGAGUUCGAGUGCGACGUCACCAUCGGAAGCAGUACACGACGUGAGCUCAUCCGUGUAACCGAGAAGCAGCUGCUGUUACUCGGAUCCGAUUUGGUCGACAGUUUCAACCUUUGGGCCGUCCCUAUGGACACCUUCUGCUGCCACGUGUCUGGAACGCCAGUGUCGACAGGUGCACUCAAGUCGUCUUUUCCAGAGGUCUUCAGCGAGAAGCUCGGCUUGUGCACCAGAACAAAAUUGAAGUUGGAGUUGAAAGAAAACGUUCGACCCGUCUUCUGUCCGAAGCGUCCGGUAGCUUACGCUAUGUAUGAUACCGUUGAUCGCGAGCUCGACCGGUUAGAGAAAUUGGACAUCAUCACCCCGGUCGAUUAUUCGGAGUGGGCCGCUCCGAUCGUCGUAGUCCGCAAGUCCAAUGGCUCCAUCAGGAUUUGCGGAGACUACUCAACGGGUCUGAAUGCAGCUCUCCAAUCACAGCAGUAUCCACUUCCACUUCCGGAUGACAUCUUCGCCAAGCUGGCUAAGUGUAAGAUCUUCAGCCAGAUAGAUUUGUCCGGCGCCUUCUUACAGGUGGAAGUUGACGAGCAGUACCGUAGUUUGCUGACGAUCAAUACGCAUCGUGGUCUCUACCUCUACAACCGCCUGCCGCCGGGUUUGAAGAUCGCGCCUGGCGCAUUUCAGCAGCUCAUCGACACAAUGUUAGCCGGACUGAAGGGCACUUCUGGCUACCUCGAUGACGUCAUCGUCGGCGGAGAAACUGAAGAGGAGCACGACCUCAAUCUACGGGGUGUCCUGAAGCGAAUCCAAGAUUUCGGAUUCACGAUUCGUGUUGACAAGUAUUUGUUUCGCAAGCAGCAAAUCCGAUACUUGGGGCACAUCGUCGACAGUCGCGGGUUGCGACCAGAUCCGGCGAAAAUCGAGGCGAUCACCAAGCUGCCGCCUCCAGCCGAUGUAUCCGGUGUGCGAUCGUUUUUGGGGGCCAUCAACUACUACGGCAAGUUCGUCCCCAACAUGCGCAUGCUACGCUACCCGCUCGACAAUCUCCUCAAGGUGGAGACGAAGUUCAGCUGGAGUCCGGAGUGCCAGAAAGCGUUCGACCGGUUCAAGCAGAUUCACUCGUCGGAUCUUCUCCUCACACACUACGAUCCGAAGGGGGAAAUCAUCGUUUCUGCUGACGCUUCAUCCGUUGGACUUGGGGCUACCAUUAGCCAUAGGUUCCCAGAUGGAACCAUCAAGGUGGUCCAACAUGCAUCCAGGGCGCUCACGAAGGCAGAACAGGCCUACAGUCAGCCCGAUCGCGAAGGUCUGGCCAUCAUCUUCGCCGUCACGAAGUUCCACAAAAUGCUCUUCGGACGGCACUUCCGUUUGCAAACCGAUCAUCGCCCGCUGCUUCGUAUCUUCGGCUCUAAGAAGGGAAUUCCAGUGUACACUGCGAACCGCCUGCAACGCCUCGCCCUCAACUUGCUGUUCUACGACUUUGAGAUCGAGUACGUGUCCACUGAGAAGUUCGGCAACGCAGACCUGCUCUCCCGGUUGAUCGACCAGCACAUCAAGCCUGAAGAGGACUACGUCAUCGCGAGUCUCAAUCUGGAAGAGGAUAUUAGGUCAGUAGUAACUAAUACGGUUAAAGUGUUGCCUCUCAAUUUCAUAGUCGUUGCGCAAAGCACCCAAGCAGAUCCGCUGCUCCGUCAAGUCCACCGCUACGUUCAGAACGGCUGGCCCCAGUCAACACUCGAUGGGUCAGAACUUCGCCGGUUCCAAUCAAGGCAGGAAUCGCUCUCUGUGGUGGAUGGGUGUAUUUUGUUUGCCGAACGACUCGUCAUUCCGUCGCUGCAUCGGAAACGGUGCCUCGAACAGCUGAACCGUGGCCAUCCGGGCAUGCAGCGAAUGAAAGCCAUCGCUAGGAGCUACGUGUACUGGCCUACGUUGGAUGCUGACAUCGUCAGCUUCGUCAAGGCAUGCCAGCAGUGUGCGUCUGUAGCUCGAUCACCUCCUCACUCACCACCGGUGCCGUGGCCCAAAUUGACCGCUCCGUGGCAACGCGUCCACGUCGACUUCGCCGGUCCAAUCGAAGGCGACUACUACCUGCUCGCUAUCGAUUCGUUCUCUAAGUGGCCCGAGAUCAUCCGAACGACCCGCAUCACCUCUGCUGCGACCAUCAGCAUCUUGCGUGCGUUGUUCGCGCGGCUGGGUAUGCCCGUAACCUUGGUCAGUGACAACGGUACCCAGUUUACCAGCACCGAAUUUGCCGAUUUCUGCGCUUCCAAUGGCAUCGAGCACCUCACGACAGCACCGUUUCAUCCACAAUCAAAUGGCCAGGCGGAACGAUUCGUGGAUACCUUCAAGCGAGCCGUCAAGAAAAUCCGAGAGGGGAGAGGAUCCAUUGAAGAAGCACUGGAUGUCUUCUUGCUGACGUACCGAAGCACGCCCAGUCGUGCUCUGCCGGAUCAGAAGUCGCCAUCUGAGAUCAUGUUUGGUCGCAAAAUCCGAACGUGUCUCGAGCUUCUGCGUCCACCACCGGUACGUGUCCCAGUGCCAACCGACGAUGACUGCAAGCAACCGAGGUCCUUCAACCGAAACGAGACCGUGUACGCCAAACUACAUGGUCAUACCGGUUGGAAGCCACCUUAA